This is a messenger RNA of Canis lupus familiaris (dog), 2310 nucleotides long. It is a transcript of the gene ACTE1, whose product is annotated as actin-85C-like. Lineage: Eukaryota; Metazoa; Chordata; Mammalia; Carnivora; Canidae. The record is from RefSeq and is a predicted model, not a curated record. Bases 402 to 1676 code for a protein of 424 amino acids. The transcript has 9 exons.
CACUGGCAUCCGUGGGUAACAAGCCAGGCAGGUUCAUAGCUUGCCCGAGAGCUGCUUGUGUGUUUCUUAGCCGUGUGGUUUAGGAGGUUACAGCCCACUGGGAAGCCCCGUUGGGUGGAACACCUGAUCCCCAGUGAGGACUGGCAGGGAGGCCCGUGGUGGGUGCACAGGAGGUGGCUUUCGUGCAGGUCUUGGUUUCAGCAGCUUUGCUUUGGCCAAGAUGCCUUCGCUGCUUAAUUAAGCAGUCACUGCUGGACACUUCAUUUUUAAAUAGGAAGAGAAAAUGUCACUGAGAACAACCAACCAUUGCUGAAUAAAUACGAAACCCCCAUGAGACUUGGGCCCACAGAUGCCACAUCUCUUCCCAGGGAACACAGAGCCCCGUCCAGGUCACAGACAACAUGAUGAAUGUGCCCGUCGUCUGUGACUAUGGCUCAGGCUUCAGCAAGGUGGGCUUUUCGGGCACAGAAGCUCCCCUGGCCAUGUUCCCCACCAUCCUCGGGAAACUUCGACACGACAAUCUGUUGGUGGGGAUGGAAGAGGAAGACUGGUUCAUCGGAGAUGAGGCUCAGGAAAAGCGAGGGGAGCUUAAUCUGCAAUAUCCCAUCUCCCGGGCAACCGUCACUAACUGGGACAACAUGGAGAAGAUUUGGCAUCACUCCUUCUACCAGGUGCUCCGCAUCGCCCCGGAGCAGCAUCCUCUGAUGAUGACAGAGCCGCCUUUAAACACAAUGCCCAGCAAAGAGAAGAUGUCACAGAUCCUGUUUGAGACCUUCAACGUGCCGGCCCUGUACUUAGCCAACCAGGGAGUCCUUUCUCUAUACGCCUCUGGCCAGACCUCGGGAACAACCAUUGAAUCUGGAGAAGGAAUGACAUACUUUGUGCCCAUCAUUGACGGCUGUGCUUUACAUCAGUCGACCAUCCAGGUGGACAUGGCAGGCCAAGACCUAACAUUGUACCUCCUGAAACUAUUGACAAACAGUGGGCACUCGUUGGUGAGCACAGGUGAUCGGGAAUAUAUCCGGAACGUAAAAGAAAAAUGUUGCUAUGUGGCUCUGGACUUCGACAAGGAGAAAGUGAAAGCUGACUGUCCUUCCUACGCACAGAAGUAUCAGCUGCCCGAUGGCCAGGAGAUCACCCUUGGGCGGGAGAAGUUCUUCUGCCCUGAAGGGCUUUUUCAGGCAGAUCUCAUAGGGAGACGUGAGCCAGGCAUCCACAUGAAGGCCUUCCAGAGCAUCAGCUCUUGCAAUUCUGCCCUCUGGAAGAUUCUCUUCAGCCACAUCGUAUUGUCUGGAGGAACUGGCUCCUGUUCUGGCUUGUGCUUCCGGUUGCAGAAAGAGAUAUCUGCCCUGGUUUCCCCUACGAUUAACGUGAAGGCCAGAGGGGCUCUCUCCUGCAUCAUCCUCGCUCCAGAAUCUGGCCGACAGAGCGGACACUGUCUGGAACAUUGUCAUUUACUGUGGGUGAGCAUAAGAUCCCCCUGGUGGGCCUUUCAUCGGCAACGAAAGUCUCCAGCCCGACCGGGACACUGGGCACAUCUGCUCACGGUUAAUUGGGCAGGACGAGUCACAUGGCCCCAAACCACCACAGGGACUGGGAAGUGCCAUCCUGCUACAGACACGCCGUCCCAAAUGGGGAGGACAGCGCAGAUGCUCUGGUCAGGAGGACACCAUUAGGGCGGCAGCCAGGGCACACAUGAUGCCAGGGGUUUAAUCCUCAUGCGCCCAGCUGUGAGAUUGGUUUAUUAAAACCGAUUUCAUGAUUCAGGAACUGAAACUAAGAGAGGCUAAUUAACUUGGUGAAGGUCAUUGAGACAAUGAUGGGGAAUUCAAGUCUGUGCAUAAACCUCAUAGGGGUGCAGAGGGUGAGCAACAUAGGAGAGAAGGACCAAAACAGUGGGGGAGCAGCUCCCCCACCGAGCACAAGGUUUCCCUGUCAACAGAGCCCUGGGAGAGUCCCAUACACAGAUGCCCUCUGAUGACAUUUCUGAGCAUCAAAGGUGACGAAUAAAUUCUAGACACAGUGAGAGACGACAACAGCAAACAGGUAAACUCUAAAGUAGGGCUACUAGGAAAAAUCCAGAAUGCCAGUUAAACCUGAAUUUCAGAAAUAGAGCAAAAAACUUUUAGAAGAAGCCCAUCCCAAACAUUGCCUGGGUUUUUGUUUGCUAAAUCUGGCAACUACUCUAAAAUAAAGAGGUCCUACUGCAUCAGAACUCCUACCUGCAAAGAUGGUGUCGGAAGAUAAGAAGCUGCAGGGAAUUCCCUACCUCGUCCCACCGCUUGAACCAGCUGAACUUGAACUCCAUCC